AUGCGAGUCCAUGUGUUCGGAAACUCUCCGUCUCCAUCAGUUGCAAAUUAUUGUUUACGAAAGGCGGUUUGUAAUCAUGAAGGAGAAGAACAGUGUGACAACGUAUGUAAAUAUGUGAAAGAACACUUCUAUGUUGAUGAUGGACUUCUUUCUAGUGACAGUGAAAAAGACAUUGCUAGUCUUAUUAAAAGAAAACAUGAUAGACUAAUGACGGGUGGAAAUAUUCGAUUACACAAAAUCAUAUCGAAUAGUAACAAAGUGCUUUCUAGCUUUCCACAAAAAGACCUAGCAAAGAAUAUUACGGAAAUAGACUUUGAUUCUGACGCAUCUUGUUUACAGCGUAGUUUAGGCUUAAGCUGGGACGUCAUUCGAGACAUAUUCACAUAUCAGCUAUCAGCAGAUGAGAAACAUUACACAAAAAGAGGAGUACUCUCAGUCAUAAAUGGAAUUUUUGACCCUAUAGGUUUUGUAGCGCCUGUAAUCCUAGGAGGGAGACUGAUAAUGAGACAAGCUUUACAGAACGCAAGUGUAGAUUGGGAUGAUCCAUUACCAGAAUAUUUGAUGAAUGAUUGGCAGGUCUGGAAACAAUCAUUAAAGGACUUAGAAACAUUAGAAAUCCGAAGAUCUUUCACUGAAACAUCUUUAGGCGACUGUUCAAAAUGUGAACUCCACAUCUUUUCAGAUGCAUCCAAAGAUGCUAUAGCCUCAGUAGCUUACAUUCGCACAUUCAAUGACAAUGGACAUUCUCAGUUGGGAUUCGUAUUAGGAAAAUCAAAAUUAGCACCUAACCAUGGUCACACCAUACCCAGACUUGAGUUGUGUGCAGCCGUUCUAGCAACAGAACUUGCGUCUUUCAUUCAGAAGACUCUUGAGAUACCUUCAUCUGCCACAGACUUUUAUACAGACAGUCAAGUGGUCCUAGGUUAUCUAUAUAAUGAGACUAGGCGAUUUUAUGUGUAUGUCAGCAAUCGAGUUGAUCGAAUUCUGAAGGUUUCUACAAAAUUACAAUGGAACUAUGUGCCAACAAGCUAUACUCCAGCAGAUCAUGGUACAAGACCAUUGGAAGUUAACAGUCUAAGACAAUCAGAAUGGUUAAAAGGUCCAAACGCCUUUUUUGAGUCCCAGAAUUUAUCAGAUAGCACACUGUUUGAAGUCAUAGAACCAGAAGUCGACAAAGAAGUCAGACUAUUAGUGGAAGUAAAAAAGACAUUUGUUAAGUCAUCAGGUCUAGACAUAAGUUUAUUUGAACAUUUUUCAACAUGGACAAGUCUUGUCAGAGGUAUCGCAUUUCUUAAACGAAAAGCUUCAAUGUGGCACAAAGAUGCGACUGAUGACAAGAACAGUAAGUCUUGCGUCACCUUUAUGAAGGAGUCUGAGAAGUUGAUUAUAAAGGAGGUACAACAAGACAUAUACUAUAAUGAGAAUGACUGCUUGAAGAAAAGUAAACCUUUACAAAAGAACAGUAGUUUAAUUGCACUUUCACCAGUAUUAGACUCCGAUGGAUUACUUCGAGUAGGAGGAAGACUUAAAAACUCAGACAUAGAAAGUUGUGAAAAAAUGCCUGUAAUUAUACCAGGUAAAAGCUACAUUGCUACAUUAAUAGUCAAGCACUGCCACAAUGCUGUUCAGCACAUGGGAAGACAUUUUACUGAAGGAGUAAUUCGUUCGAGAGGAAUAUGGUUGACUGGAUGUAAACGGCUCAUUAAUUCCAUCCUACACAACUGUAUAAAAUGUCGUAAAUUGCGAGGAAGUGCCGAACAACAGAAGAUGGCUGAUCUCCCUUCUGACCGUCUCACAACAAGCCCUCCAUUUACCUAUGUGGGCGUGGACACCUUUGGUCCUUGGUCCAUCUUAACAAGACGCACACGUGGAGGUUCAGCAAAUACAAAGCGAUUAUGUUUUCCUGUCUAG
Molecule: messenger RNA, 1911 nt
Organism: Mytilus trossulus (common blue mussel)
Lineage: Eukaryota; Metazoa; Mollusca; Bivalvia; Mytilida; Mytilidae
Exons: 1
Coding region: 1-1911 (636 amino acids)
Source: RefSeq, a predicted model, not a curated record